UUAAGUUAUAAGAACAUGGAACGUUGCUUGGUGGAAAGUAACCUGACAGAAAUAAUGAAGAGUACACUCUCACUAGAAACCCAGCACUUUUACCUUCCAAAGCUUUCUUCAUGGGAUUCAAUAUCGCCAACAAUCCUCCCUACAAUCAUCAAAACCCAGAAACAAAACCAACUCUCAUCAACAUGGAAACUUCAAGCCAACGCCAAAGGAUUUUCCAGCACACCACAGGCUAACGUGGAAGAAAACGCUGCCGAAAAAAGCUCAAACAACAACAAGAAGAAGAAUGAGGAUGAGGAAAUUCCCCAGGUAGUGUUUGAGAGGAUGAUAGCAAGGAUUUUGGUCUCUGUGGGAGUUCCAAUGGCCACGGGUCUGGCUUUACUGCACCUAUUUGGUGUAGUGAAAGAGCAAAACUUAUGGGAUGCGCCGUUGUGGCUGCCAUUCUUGACUACAUUAAUUACUUUUGGGGCAUCAACGCUUGGGAUUGCUUAUGGGACUUUGUCUGCGAGUUGGGACCCGAAGAAGAAGGGUUCUUUGCUGGGACUGGAAGAAGCUCAACGCAAUUGGGUUGAAAUGUGGAAAGAAGAAAAUAAUGGGCAGUGGUGAUUGGUGCUGUGCCCAUCACACGUUGGAUCAACAUCUAGCCGAUUGCCUCUAGUAGUAGUAGGUGUCAUAUUUACGGCUUUUAAUGUACAACCCAAUCUCGUUUCUUUCUGGUGCCUAAAAGGAAACACUCUCUGCAAUGUUGUUUUCAUUAUCUAUCUAAUAAAGAAAAAAUUCUGCUACUA
Molecule: messenger RNA, 785 nt
Organism: Gossypium arboreum
Lineage: Eukaryota; Viridiplantae; Streptophyta; Magnoliopsida; Malvales; Malvaceae
Exons: 1
Coding region: 16-603 (195 amino acids)
Source: RefSeq, a predicted model, not a curated record